Salvelinus fontinalis (brook trout) is the source of this 4775-nucleotide messenger RNA. RefSeq names its product transforming growth factor beta-1-induced transcript 1 protein-like. NCBI's taxonomy places the organism in Eukaryota, Metazoa, Chordata, Actinopteri, Salmoniformes, Salmonidae. The record is from RefSeq and is a predicted model, not a curated record. Gene Ontology annotation, biological process: muscle structure development; actin cytoskeleton organization. The transcript has 13 exons. Gene Ontology annotation, molecular function: muscle alpha-actinin binding; actin binding. Gene Ontology annotation, cellular component: adherens junction; stress fiber; filamentous actin. Bases 2309 to 3868 code for a protein of 519 amino acids.
UGAUCAGUGGUUCAUUUAAGAGAAGACUACCCCUUGCGUUAUGACAUCGGGAAGUAUUGAAAUCUGACGUAUGAUAGAUGUUUUCGCGAUAUGAAAGUCAUAUUCCUAUUAACUUCCAGUGUAAUGAGAGCGGCUUUAUCGCAAAGCUAUGUCUUACCGGUCAAAUUUCUGCCUGCUUGAACGGAAAUAGCUCAGAUACACAAGAUAACAUUAAAAAAGACCCUGGUAAUCGAUAGAACAUCGCUCAGAGAUGCACAAACACAUUAUAACAUUCAAAAUGGGUGAAACUUUCCUUUAAAAUGGCAAAGUGGCAUUUGUGUUAUCGAUGUACUAGAAAAAAAUGUGCAUGGGUUAGGAGUCAAACGUUAAAACGUGCAAUCAUGCAUGAGAGAAUCCCAUUGUAAAGAACAAGAAAAAAGACUACCGAUAAAAUCUCCACCAUCGAAUAGUCUUUAAUCAUAAAUUAUCUUCAUGUUCCCCAGUUCUCUUCUCUGGGUCACAUUCAAAAUAGUCAAAUGUUGUGGAACGGUUGCAGAUAGAAAUGUCAUGAAUAGAUCUGACGUGAUUGCUUAUUUUACACAAAGAGCAGCAUGUUUGUUCCACAUCAUAUAUUCUUAUCUGAACACUCCACAAUGUUGUGUGCCGCUAAAUGCAGCUCAGGUUAAGCCAGUUCCAGUGUGCUUUUCUGAAUAGAUUUCUUUCCACACUUAGACCUGGAAGGAAAACUCCUUUACACUGUACGGUAAAUGCUGUUCUCCUUCAUUAUAGCAUCGUUAUAGCUUAUUUUAUGUAAUGUGGAAAUUCUUCCAUUUUCAUUCCCUUCACUCUUGUUUGUUUGCACUGAGACCAAAUGCUUGGAACUCCUGGACUAAGCAGGAGAACCGGUUGGUUGAGGACAAAAAAGAUGGUAUCAGCAUUGGACUGGUCUUUGGGGUGCGCAUGCCAUACAUCAGGUCAUGUGACAUCAGUUUCCCCCCAAAUGAAAAAACAUACACUGUAACUGUGAGCUUAAAUAAAUAUUUUUUUAAUUUUUUUAAACCUGUUGGUUGCUCUAUUCAAUUGACAGUAUUUCAGUGUUUAUAUAACUUACUAGUGGUAUACUUAAUACAUGACUAACAUUUAGUUGAGGAAUGUCAUUGUAAACAUAGUCAGUCAUGCUCAUUGCUUAGUCAAUUCAGAAUUGAAAUAUUGCUUUUUCAAUGUUUUUGGUCACAUCCACUUGAGGAGAGGAGUGAAAUUCUCAGUUCUGUAGCAACAAUUCCUGUACUUAUUCCUUGUGAAAGAAGCUUUACAUCUCUAACCAACUGUGUUUUCUAGAUUAGAUUAAAUGAGUGUAACUGUCACAAUUUUUAUCCUGGCAGACACGAUGUGAAGGACACCAAUUGGAAAUAGAUAGUGCACAUGCGCAACAACACCACUUCACAGCUACAUCAUUACCGUUAGUUUGGCGCUUGCCAAAAAUCUAAAAUGUUCUAUCCCAAAUAUGGACUAGGAAUGUAAAAGGUGACCUCAUUUGUCGGGGAAAUGGGGGGGUUGUAACAAGUGGUGUAUAUAAAACCUGGAUUGCGAAUUCUAUGUAUUUGCCAAUCAGAGGUUUUGAAGGCAACGGUCGGCCAUAUUGGCACUCCCUAGAAGAAGGAAUUCUCCAUUAUUUCAAUUAAAUGGACAAAAUAAAAUGUUUUUAAGUAAAAAAUUCUAAUAAUUGUAGUGGGGACAACAACAUAACUUUUUUUAGAGUAUACUAUAAGGAAAUUGUUUUUAUAUUUGUUCAUUUUUUAUUUAUAUGUUUAGCUCACAGAAUAUACUUUGAAAGUAUGCAUUAAGGUGUAUAUAAUAUAAUAAACGUGUCAAAAACAAAUGUUCACAUUAAUUAAUGCAUUUCUAUUGCUUCCUAAAUAUGUUUUACGCCGUUAGGGGAGUGCCAAGAUGGAGGCGUGGUGGCUUCAAAGCAUCGCCCUCUGGUUGUCAUCUAGUGUGUAUAUAUAACUCAUUGGUUGUAACCGCAGUAAUUUAACUACGCCUUCUCCAGUCUGUGGUACCAGUAGGCAUAAUACAGGAAGAGAGUCGUGGAGGAAAAGAAACGGGACGCCCUUUUUUUAUACUCGCAUAGUUAGUAGAUAACGGAAUCCAAAAAGUUAUUCGGGGCUAACGCAGACAAUAACCCUGUUACAGAGAUAAUAUAUCCAGCCAUACCAUGGACGUUUGACGACCUAGAUCCAAUAGAAUAAACCAUCCACUACAAGCUGAUGCUGAUCAUAUUAAUAUUUUCUCACAUCAAGAGGAAAAAAAGCUAAUUUCAGAAUUUACCAUGGAUGAUUUGGGAGAUCCUGACUCACCUAACUACCCUCUCAGUCCUCGUAUUGUUGUGUUUGACGCCCUCCUCGCUGACCUAGAGAGCACCAGCUCUCCCCUGGCCAGGUGCCCAGUCCUGCUUACCUCUGAUCCCCCGGCGGCAUCUGACCCCGCGCCUGCCAGCCCUCAGGACAACGCCCAGACCAGGCCACCGCCUCCAGCUUACACACCCCAGCAGACGGUGUCUGCUGCAAUGAAGUCCAAUGGUUCUCAGAACCCAAACCCAGACAAACAACUGUACAGCACAGUAAAUAAGCCUCGCUCCCCCCGCAUGGCGGACCCUCCCCCUCCGGCCUUCUCCUCCUCCUCUGUGUUAGGAGGGGGUCUCAGCGAACUGGACCACCUUCUGCAGGAGCUCAACGCCACCCAGUUCAACAUCACAGAUGAGAUUCUGGCCCAGUUUCCCACCACUAAAAAGGAUGAGAGGGACAAGAUAAAAGAGUUCCAGGGGUCCAAGGACAAGGUCACAACACCCUACCCCAGUUCGGUGAAGCCGUCAGCCACCUCAGCUACACUUGAGCUGGACAAACUCAUGGCCUCUCUGUCUGACUUCAGAGUCCAGAGCACAAACGCUACAGAGUUCAAAACUGCGGAGCCGCAGAGCCAUGCGGUCUAUUGUGACGUACGUCGCCCGCGACUUGAUAACAGCCAGUUACAUGAGCCAGCUCCAGCUGUCACACCAGUGAUCACAGUACCACAGCAUCCGGUCCCGCCCCCACAAGCCUCUUCCGGCGGCUCAUUGGACAGCAUGCUGGGGCUCCUCCAAUCGGAUUUAACCAGGCAGGGAGUCCCCACAUCCUCCAAGGGUAGCUGCUCGGCCUGUCAGAAACCGGUUGUAGGACAGGUGGUGACUGCUCUGGGGCGGGUAUGGCACCCGGAACACUUUGUGUGCUCAGAGUGUGAGACAGAACUGGGCAGCCGGAACUUCUUCGAAAAGGACGGUCAGCCGUACUGCGAGUCGGACUACUUUACCCUCUACUCUCCCCACUGCGCACACUGCAACAAGCCCAUACUCAAUAAAAUGGUCACCGCCCUGGACAAGAAUUGGCACCCGGAGUGUUUCUGUUGCGUCAAGUGCAGCCGGGCAUUCGGAGAGGAAGGUUUCCAUGACCGCGAGGGUCAGCAGUACUGCCAGCAGUGCUUCUUGUCCCUCUUCGCCUCCCGUUGCCAAGGAUGCACCCAGCCAAUCCUGGAGAACUACAUCUCUGCCCUCAACUCCCUGUGGCACCCGCAGUGCUUUGUGUGCAGGGAGUGCUACUGCCCCUUCGUCAACGGCAGCUUCUUUGAGCACGAGGGCCAGCCGCUGUGCGAGGCCCACUACCACCAGUCGCGCGGCAGCAUGUGCCAGGCGUGCCAACAGCCCAUCCUGGGCCGCUGCGUCACCGCCAUGGGUGCCAAAUUCCACCCGCACCACCUGGUGUGCCACUUCUGCCUCAAGCCCCUCAGCAAGGGCUGUUUCAAAGAGCAGGAGAACAAGCCCUACUGCCACCCCUGCUUCAUCAAACUCUUCGGCUGAGCACUGAGAAGGACACUGCCCAUCCUAUGUUUUCUUCUUCCAUAACUCCCAUACCAGGUGUAUGUCAUGUUCAUUAGGGCACAUAACAAUUUAAAAUGUUUUGCAACAGAAAACGUAAAUGAGCAUUUCUUAUUGGACAAGUCCAAGUCCGUCCCUGUUUCAAUGCGUUUGGUGCCUAAUGAAUACGACCCAGCUCUUUUCUAGUUGCGAAGUUGAACAAAUAUCUGUCAGCCAUUUUGUUUUGUCGCAGAGAAUGAGAGAGAGAUCAGAGCUGGACUCUUUCUGGGUUAUAAGACAACAUUGGUGACUAGAAAGAGAAAGGGAGAGAGAGAAAAGUCUAAGACAAUCCAAUUCUCUAUUAGACUGGUACCAUGCAGGCAAAACUGGUUGAAAUUAUGUCAUAAUGAACAUUUCAACUACUUUUGUCCGCAGGGUACACAGAGGCCAACAAAAAUAUUUGAGUGAGAAGGGAGCAUAGUUCUCCAAGACACAUAGAUGACCAAUGCAGAAGCCAUAGCUAAACUUUUGAGGAAGUUUUCCAAAUAGAAAAUAAUAGAAAGUUGUUAUCACAUGGUGUAUGUAAAUCCAUGACCUAUCAAAUGGAAUAUUGACCACUGAAUUAUUAGAAAUUUACAUUUUUGAUGGUCUCGAAUGGAACCUUUUUAUGAACAUUUUGAUGAAGGAUUUUUAAUAAAAACCCAUUUAAUAUAUAUGCUUUACAUUGCAAAGUAUAAUUAUCACUGCUAUUGCAUUUCUAUAUUGAUAUAUUGUCUAUUUUAAAUUUGAGGCUACCAUGUAUCACAGUUGUAGUGCCAAAGAUUUUACAAUGUUUUUUCACCAUUGUGCUAUGCAAUUAUGUAUAAAGAAUACCAAAGAGUAAAAUAAACACAAUUUUGUUCUGCCCUGA